AUGGGUCUUGAUGCGGAAUACAAGAUCUCACUUGCAUCAAUACAUCCAUCCCUCAUUGCCAGAGCAAAAUUGUCUGAGAAAGAGGAGUCUAUGGUUGACAAGCCUAAGCUAGAGAGUUUACGAUCCUCUCCAUCGGAAGGGGUUAAGACGAGGUUUGUUUUGGAAAUUGUCAAUCUUUGUGAAGCAUUAAAUGAGCGGGUACUAGUAUUCAGCCAAUAUCUUGAUCCAUUGUCCUUGAUCAUGGAGCAGCUGAAAGCAAGGUUCAAUUGGGCUGAAGGCAAAGAGAUCCUGCUAAUGAGUGGAAAUGUCCUGGUUAAAAAUCGCCAAACCAUGAUGGAAACUUUUAAUAACAUGAAAAGCAAGGCCAAGGUAAUGCUUGCAUCAACCAAGGCAUGCUGUGAAGGCAUUACGCUUAUUGGGGCAUCACGUGUGGUUCUACUUGAUGUUGUGUGGAACCCUUCAGUUGGAAGGCAAGCCAUCGGCCGAGCUUACAGAAUCGGUCAGGAGAAGAUUGUGUACACGUACAAUCUAAUUGCAGAAGGCACAGCAGAGAAGAGCAAAUAUGACAGGCAAGCUAAGAAGGAGCACAUGUCUAAAUUGCUCUUUUCAAAAGAAGUGGAGCAUGGAGACUUGCCACCAGAACUAACACUCAAUGAUAGGAUUUUGGAAGAAAUGACUGCACGUGAAGACCUCAAAAAAUUGUUUGUAAAGAUUUACAUUGAUAAUCAAACUGAUGGUUCACCUGGAGAGACGGAGAAGAACACUACAUGUGCACAUGCCUAAUAAUAUGAAACAGGAUGGAAGAAAAUGAUGAAGACACUAAAGCAGAUGACGGACUAUUGAGAUGCUGUUGCUACCAGGGAAAUUUGAUGGAUUUCUACCAGUGUUCCAGGCUGAGUCAAAAGGGAUGACCUAGAAGUUUAUCAUGACACAGCACCAUUAGAUCUGUGGCUAAACCUGCGAAAUGGAUUAUGUUGAUUGAAUCGCUCUUGUACUGGAUUGUUUGCAAUUUCCUUUGUUCUAAUUUUCCAUUUGGUGCAUUGAUGAAUCUGAUAUGCAUAGAACACAGCUAUGCUAGCUGGUCAUUUUCAAUGUCUACUUAACAAGCAGUACCCUCUGUAGUUUUAAUACUUCUUG
This is a messenger RNA of Setaria italica (foxtail millet), 1137 nucleotides long. RefSeq names its product SNF2 domain-containing protein CLASSY 3-like. The record is from RefSeq and is a predicted model, not a curated record. The transcript is spliced from 2 exons. Gene Ontology annotation, biological process: gene silencing by siRNA-directed DNA methylation. Lineage: Eukaryota; Viridiplantae; Streptophyta; Magnoliopsida; Poales; Poaceae. Bases 1 to 783 code for a protein of 260 amino acids.